AGAAGACGGCAUACGAGAUCGGGCACGGCGGACGAAUUCAAGGAGAUGGUUCGCAGAUGUAACAACGCCGGCGUAAGAAUUUACGUCGAUGUGGUGUUCAAUCACAUGUCCGGUGAUCACCGUGACGCAAAGGGUACCGGCGGUUCGACAGCGAAUACUUAUGACUUCAGCUAUCCGGCGGUACCGUUCUCCCGAGAACAUUUCCACCCCUCUUGCUCGAUCAACAAUUAUCAAGAUCCGAAAAAUGUACGGAAUUGCGAGUUGAGCGGUCUACACGAUCUCGAUCAGUCGAACGAACAUGUCAGGGAGAAGAUUGUCGAGUUCUUGAAUGCAGCUAUCGACAUUGGAGUCGCUGGUUUUCGGUUAGCAGAAUCUUUACGUUCCAUGCAAUUCAGUUGCAAUAUUUCCCAAUCAAUUUUUCGGGAAAAAGCGGAAUUAGAUGUUGCAUUAACUUUGCCUAUCUCAAUAAAAGCAAAAAAUUUUUAG
Messenger RNA from Wasmannia auropunctata (little fire ant), 486 nucleotides. Its product is annotated as alpha-amylase 2-like. The transcript has a single exon. The record is from RefSeq and is a predicted model, not a curated record. Gene Ontology annotation, biological process: carbohydrate metabolic process. The annotation marks the transcript as partial. NCBI's taxonomy places the organism in Eukaryota, Metazoa, Arthropoda, Insecta, Hymenoptera, Formicidae.